AUACGAACAUGGUCAUAUCCCCUUCGUUCGCGCAAAGGAGCGUUGAUCACCACUCAACGAUGGCUGGGAUCUACCCAACUCCGCCUGACGGCUUCGCUCCGGGUCAGCCUAGCGCUCUGAACAGUGUUGUCACGCCGCUGGCCACGCAGCCAGAGCUGAACAGCUCAGUUGCCGAGGCCUAUGCACCAAAUGACGAGCUACAACCAAAGGCGGCUUCGCGUCCUGCGCCUUCGAACGAACCUGGUGAUCAUGAGCUUGCUCAAGAGGAACUAUUUGCUGAUGACGGCGGUAUGGCGUUCGGAGAUGCCGAAAUAGAUGAUGCCGAGUUUGAUUUUUUCGAUGAGCCGGACGAUGGGUUUGUGGAGCAUCAAGCCGCCCAGGAUAGCAACAUGCCCGAUGUCAGCACUUACGAGGAUACAGAAGUUCUGGAGGCAGUGUCGAACCUAGCACAAGACGAAGAGGGAAACCAUGAUCCGCCAGUAGGAAUACCGCCAGUACUGAUGCCACAACAAGGUCUCAAUGACCCAACGCCCAUGCCUAUGGACACCGAAAGUGAUGGCCUGCAGUCACAGGAACCUGCAGGUAACAUAAAUCCUCCUAUCGAGCAUCAGCCUUCACUCGUCCACAGGCCUUUAAGCCCAUUUGGAAUCCGUGAAAGACUACUCCCACCUCCGGUACCAGCAAGCCAUUCUCAGCCUCAAAGUGGCUCUUGCGGCAGCCGCCACGACCGCAGGAGCAGCAGUUUCACCCCAAUCACGUUUCGGGACGGCGUCAGCGCUACGCUGCAGUAUGGUUCCGUCCCUAAGCCCCAGAACGUGGCACAGAUCGACGCAACUGGUGGCAGUAUGGGAAUCGGGUUGCAUGCUUUGCAGAAGAAGCACCGACCUUUCGACGACGAUGAUGACUCCGAUGCGGACACUAUCAGUGACAGCGAAGAAGAGCGCGAUGUGACAACCACGGGCGACGUGAGAAUAGUGGAGCCUCCGCCGCCUUUGCCGUGGGAAAGUAAGAAACGGAAGCGUCAUGGGAUACCUCAAGCCGAAUUACUUACUUCUGGUCCACCUACAUCCGCAUGGCUAGAUGAGUAUGAGGACGAGAAAAAAGACGGCUCACCCUCUGUUGACACGCUUCUGAAGGUGCUGCUAGAGUCUACGUCUCCCGCCGUAAACCUAGACUUGCAGGCUACGUUGACGGCGGAAAAGGCAUUAUGUGAUACGGGCUUGCCUAGCGCGGCUGCUCAACCGGAGGCAUUAGAAACACUGACAGGCACGGUGGCCUCUAUCGAAACCGCAUACAGUCUUACUAAGUCUGAUCUCGUCUGCGUUGCACAAAUUGUCAGUGAGCAGUCGGUGACGGCUAAUCCACAUGUCUCUGCCAUGCGUCGCCGCUUUGACGAUGCUCGUGACGCUGUUGACGAUGCCACGUCUGUCACUAUACCACGAUAUAUACGAGACCGGCUGUCAAGAGCCAUACGGUUGGCGUGCCCGGAAGCAGCCUAUUGUGAUUUGGCUGACCUCGCUUUGGCAAAAGACGCACCUGCGAGACAGGCGACAGUCCCGGGAAAGAUCCCUCAAGGACAGCCGCGGCCACCACAACGGCUUGAUAACAUACCAACAGGUCCUGAUAUGUUUCCGCUGCCGGCUCCUUAUAUCAGAUUACAUCGAGGGACCGACACUUGGGAGUUGUUGCCUGCUUGCAUACCCUUCUGGGAGCCGUUGGGACUUGGACCAGCAGCUGGCCCAAAGCACCUCCGAGCCUUUUGUGUGUUCCCUUUCAACGAGGAUCUACAACGCCUGGUCGAUCAAUUCCUCCGCGAUGUAGGUACGGCGUACGAGAGUUGCAAGCUUGGCACGCACAUACAUCUGCGCAACGUUAGCGAGCUGGAACAAGACAAUUUCAAGGACGGACUGGCACCCGUAGAGCUCAGUGAGGAUGCGUCUCUCGAGUCUGUUUUGAGGGCAUACGCCGCAACGUGCACAGACCUUGGUAAAGCUCUGUCCAGCAUUCUUCCAGGAGAAGAGCGAGCGAUCGUUGUCUACAUUCUCAACCCAUUCACAGGACGCGAUGCCCAACAGCACCUCUGCGCAUGCUUCUGGAUGCUUUUUCAAGCCCAUCGCGAGCGCACAUCCAAGUCACCGCUCGAGCAAGACAACAGCGAUAUCUUUCUGCAAAUCCUGCCCAUGAACAUGGUGGCUUCAUUCGAUGCUUUUGUUCCACUCGAUGCUAGGAAAAUGUCCGUCUUGGCUCGCGAGGUUUACGACCGAUGUCCACCCACAUCUGCGCCUCUGCUGUCUGAUAUAUCUGCGCCGCUACCAAAUCUUGCAGCUCCCACGGUCGAACUCGCUAGCACGGCACCGAAGCGUCUCGGUUUUCAACUGGCGUCCGAGGCGCCCGGAGAUCUGCUCUACGAAGGCUCGAUCCUUCAUCUGGCUUACGCACACAGCUCCGAUGGCAUGUGGUUGACCGCUUGCUGGAUCGACAGCACAGGCAAGCAUCAAUCCAGCUCUUCUUUUGGUCUAGCAGGACGAACAUUUGCAGAAGUGGCGCAUGAUGUAUGGGAAUUCACCAGAACGAUCAUGGCUGCACGUCAAGUUUCCUGGCGCGUCUUCAUCGUUGCGCCAGGAGCAGAUCUGGACCCAUCAGCUGUACAAUGUUGGCGCUCAGUCGCCGCAAGGCCUCGCUCACAUCCUGUUUGUGUGACAUUGUUGUCCACGCAGGAGGAUCCCUUUUUGCAGUUGUACCGUCCGUGUGAGUCAUCGUGUUAUGGCGGUGGCGGCGGCAGCAACGCUGAGGUUGGUGUUUUGACACCUGCUUCUACGCCGCAAGGUGCCACUUUUACUUCUUCUCCUGAUGUUUCUGGCCACACUAGCAACGCGCCCCCGACGCCUGCUGCAAGCGAAACGGCGAAUUCACUCCCCACAGAUGGUACCGGCGAUUCCGACGCGCACUUGAUGGACAUGACUGAUGAGACAUGGGGCGUGCUUCUGAGUACCAAAUUAUUAAGCGAUCAUCAUGCGAGCAGCAGCAGCAGAAUGGCGCAUGGCGUCUUGUUCCAGCGAGGGCCUGCGUCAAUGCCUGAUAGCGAACACACCGACACGGGAGACAAGCUGCCCUCGCUGGGAGUCAAUUUGCACUGGACCAUCCAAGUCAAAAGCCAAGGAGGGGUGGAUGAGGGUAGUGCCAAGCAAGCAGAAUUGACCCUGCGGGAUGUGUUGCGGAUGUAUCGUGGUUUGACUACACUGACCAAUGCACGGAGUCUGAUCCGUUCUGCUGCUGCUGCUGCCGGAACUGGAAAAAGCAUCUUACCUGUGCAUGUUGCCAUGGCGACUAUGGGCGCUGAGGGACUUGUAGGUCUGGCGCCUGUGGUUGAUGAUAUUUCGUAAAUGCAGCCGAAAUUACCAUGUAUUGAUGGGGGCAUGAUAAUAUCAUCAUCAUUCUCCAUGCCUGAACUUGAUUACUUUUCGUUUUCCAUUGUCUAUUCUUCCUGUGCACCCGACUACGACGACGACGAUGCAUACUGUAAGUACAUUACCGUAUCUUGCUUGAGUAAUCACCUCCCCCUUUUUUUUAUUCAUUUCAACGUCCACGCCACACGUCGACAAAGUUCUGUAGACCUCCUAAAUCGUACACGUUGUCCACGUCAUUCAGGUUCCACGCACGAGUCCACAGCGCUUC
Messenger RNA from Sphaerulina musiva SO2202, 3675 nucleotides. RefSeq lists its product as uncharacterized. The transcript has a single exon. Gene Ontology annotation, molecular function: transcription coregulator activity. Gene Ontology annotation, cellular component: mediator complex. Gene Ontology annotation, biological process: regulation of transcription by RNA polymerase II. The record is from RefSeq and is a predicted model, not a curated record. Bases 9 to 3383 code for a protein of 1124 amino acids. NCBI's taxonomy places the organism in Eukaryota, Fungi, Ascomycota, Dothideomycetes, Mycosphaerellales, Mycosphaerellaceae.